Messenger RNA from Toxotes jaculatrix (banded archerfish), 1102 nucleotides. It is a transcript of the gene drc9, whose product is annotated as IQ motif containing G. Lineage: Eukaryota; Metazoa; Chordata; Actinopteri; Toxotidae. The transcript is spliced from 10 exons. Gene Ontology annotation, cellular component: motile cilium; cytoplasm. Gene Ontology annotation, biological process: cilium organization. The coding region runs from base 71 to 1018 and encodes 315 amino acids. The record is from RefSeq and is a predicted model, not a curated record. Gene Ontology annotation, molecular function: protein binding.
GUGGUUUCUUUUGAAGGUUGAACUCGAAUGUACCCAGAGUGAGAGUUGCUGUUAACGGGAAGGACGGAAGAUGUCUUUAUCCCAGAUUCAGAGUCUCCGACUGACAGCUGUACUGGAGGACUGUUCAAACCAGUUGCACAUACUGGGACAUACUCUGACAGUGCAGACCAGCAGGGAGAGGGGCACUGCAGCGGCACAAGAGAGAACCAGGCUGACCAAGCUGAGAAGAGACUGUCAGUACAUCUUGCAGCAGGUUUUCAAUCUGCAUUUGGAGCUGGAGGAGAAGCAGAGUUUCAGCUCUUUACUGCAGGUGGUGGAGAAAGAGGAGCAGAAGAAGAAGGCUGAGAACAUGCAAAGAGAGGCACAGAGAGAGCUAGAGCGGAGAGAACAAACUCUACAGAGACGACAAGAAGAGCUUCAACAGAAAAAUGAGAAACUGAAGGACUUGGACGGGCUCAUCAAAGACCUGAAGCAUCAGCUGAACGAGCAGUCAUUAAACACUGCUAACAUGAAGAAGACUGAGGAGAAAGACACUGAGCUGCAGCUCCAACUGUCACAAAAAGAGACCAGCAAGGCUGAGAAGCUGCUGGAGGACCAGCUGGAGCUGCUGCAUAAACAGCUAGAAGAGGAAGCGAGAGUUCAUGAGGAGUCUGAGAAAUUCCUGCAAAAUCGACAUGCGGAGCUGCAGCAGCAGCUGCAGCAGUGGCAGCAGCUCACAAAGCAGAUGCAGCAGGAGAAGGAGCAGCAGCUCAACAGCGUGCGGCGCAAAAGAACAGUGAACCUGGACAAACUGUCCGAGAUGAGGAGGAAGUUCAGGGAGAUGGAGCAGGUGGUGAAGGAGGACAGGGAGGAGCAGGAGAAGCUGCGCCAGCAGCAGGCAGAGAUCGGCGCUGCUACCAAGCUGCAGGCCUGGUGGAGAGGCUGCAUGGUCCGCAGAGGCCUCGGUAGUUUUAAAAAAGCAGAGGAAGCCAAGAAAGGCAAGAAGAAGAAAGAAGGAAAGAAGAAGAAGAAAAAAUGAGUUUUCUCCACCGCUGCUUCUUGACAUUGUAAUGCAGAUAAUGCAGAUAAUUUAAUAACAAAAACAGUAAUGCAAUUCUUCUUU